This is a messenger RNA of Sinocyclocheilus anshuiensis, 538 nucleotides long. RefSeq names its product G2/M phase-specific E3 ubiquitin-protein ligase-like. Gene Ontology annotation, cellular component: nucleus. The transcript is spliced from 5 exons. Lineage: Eukaryota; Metazoa; Chordata; Actinopteri; Cypriniformes; Cyprinidae. Bases 152 to 538 code for a protein of 128 amino acids. The record is from RefSeq and is a predicted model, not a curated record.
UUUCCCUGGCAGAGGGAAUUUUGAAUGUUCAUGCGAUUUAUACUCUUACAAUAAUGAGUGUAAUAUAAUUUUAUUAAAAACCCCGGUUACUUAAGGACUAUGUGCUUUUGUCUUGGGGAGUGAGAAGACUAGAAAAAGCUCGUGAUAAACGAUGAAAGAGGAGACUAACGUUACCGAAAUAAAACAGAUUCACGACGACAAAGACCUCAUCUGUAGUCUUUGUAAGAGAUGUGACAACAUUCCAGAGAAGUAUGGAGAGAAGAUCACCCUCCAACAGCACAAAGUGACAGUCCACUAUUUCUGUUUGCUGAUGUCUAGUGGAAUAUGUCAGAGAGGGGAGGAAGAUGAAGACGUUCAUGGUUUUCUUGUGGAUGACAUAAAAAAGGAGAUCCGCAGAUCUUCGAGGCUGAGGUGCAUGCACUGCAAAAAGGUUGGUGCUUCGGUGGGGUGCUCCAUCAAAAGAUGUCGGCAAAUGGUCCACAUGCCCUGUGGGUUAGAGCAGGAGUUUAUUUUCCAGUUCACCGACUUGUUUCCGUAA